UCGGAGGACAAUGGACAGAACUUAACGAGGGGCUGGAGUCUGGUUUCUGCUGAACAGGAGAACAAUGGAGAGCAGUUCUACCCGGUGGUUAGUCCGGGAUGUCAUCAGGAAUAAUCUCCCACAAACAAACACCAAACCGGCAAGACACAUGAGCUGGGACACUUUAUGUAUGCUUUCAGUUGGACCUAUAGUCUCUGUUUCUAUAGAAAAAACACACACACACACACACACACACACACACACACACACACACACACACACACACACACACACACCUGUAGGGGGUAUCCUGGUCACAUGAUCUAAGUGGACGUUAAAACGGAGCCCAGAGUAAGGACCCUCUCAUCCUGAACACUGAUCUGAUCCACAUCAUACCUACAGGACGCUCUGUACAGUACACUGCCUGAGACUCCUUUAGGCUACACUACAACUACCACAGACUCCUACUGCAGUACGGACUACUGUUAACUUGUGUACCACUGUAGUACGGACUUUAACACAGCCUGAGGACCUCAAUCGAAAAUUUGCAUCAUACAAGAUGACCUCCAGACCCCCUGCCGUGUGGCUGCUGCUGCUGGCUGCUGUGCUGGGCCGCGUCAGGGAGGGGCGGGGCUUCUCCAACGGCUCGGUGGCCUCCUCCUGUGAGACGCUGCUCCCGGGCCACCACCCCUACAACGCCUCCACCCUGGCCUCGCCCUACACCGUGUCGGCCUCCGCCUCCACCUACCGCCCUGGCGACAGCAUCACUGUAACCAUGGAGAUGGCGUCCAACGGCUCCAUACCUUUCCAGGGGUUCAUCCUACAGGCUAUGAGCCGCGCGGGACAAGAGGGUUGGCCGGUGGGCUGCUUCACCAACAUCAACACCAGCCUCACCAACACCCUCCGCUGCAGAGGCAUGCAGAACUCGUCGAUCAGUCAUUCUUCACCAACAAAGAAACAAAGGCUCCAGGUGACCUGGGAGGCCCCUAGUAACAGUAGCUCUGGAGACAUUUACUUCUGCGCCUCCUUCGUCCAGACCUACUCCACCUUCUGGGUGAAGGUGACCAGCGGAGAUGUGAGACUGGACAGCUCGGUGAACAGGAUCCCUGCUGGGAGCAUGGUCAGGAGACGUCAUGACAUCAUGAUGACAUCAUUACACACAGCCAAAAGCAUAAUUACCCGCACCAAAGGAUGAACAACUAAUUAACACCGCACUCCUCCUGACCGCACUCUCCCUGGGGUGGGGCGGCCUGUCGCCCUGAGCACCCUGUCAGCAUGACCCUAUUAGCAGCACCUUGCUAGCAGCACCCUGUCAGUCUCCC
Messenger RNA from Gadus macrocephalus (Pacific cod), 1301 nucleotides. Its product is annotated as putative ferric-chelate reductase 1. Gene Ontology annotation, molecular function: oxidoreductase activity, acting on metal ions. The coding region runs from base 539 to 1174 and encodes 211 amino acids. The record is from RefSeq and is a predicted model, not a curated record. Lineage: Eukaryota; Metazoa; Chordata; Actinopteri; Gadiformes; Gadidae. The transcript has 7 exons.